This is a messenger RNA of Rotaria sp. Silwood2, 1587 nucleotides long. NCBI's taxonomy places the organism in Eukaryota, Metazoa, Rotifera, Eurotatoria, Philodinida, Philodinidae. The record is from the annotation of a GenBank genome assembly.
AUGACUGUGAAACAUGUAGAAUGUUUUAUUCUUUUAGAAACAAUUAUCUUUGAUUUUGUCAUGAGUACAGACAAUCAACAACCUUUAGCAUCGUUAGUUAAUGACGAUCGAUCAGAAAAAAAUGAAGAUGAACCUUCAAAAGAAAAACAAUCUUUCUCUUCUCAUUCAAUAGAAAUAAAGUCUAAUGAUGAAAGUUCUAAUACACCAAAAGAUAGCAAUCAAAAUUUACAAUAUGAUAUAAAUGCGCUAACACCAGCUCAACGUCGUGAACGAUUAGGAACUUUAAUGGUCAUUGGUCUUAUUGCUCUUCUAAUUGGUAUUGAUUAUGCUAUUAUAUUACCUACAGCUUGGGGUUAUCUUAAUUCUUUUGGAGAGCUACAACAUGGUGGUAUUGUCAUCGGUGGACUUUUAGCUGGAUUUGCAUUAUCAGGUUCUAUUGCUGGUUUAAUAUUUGGAUAUCUAAGUGAUAUUGGCUAUUCAUUAAAACAACUUUCUAUAAUUGGUAUUGGAUUUAAAAUAAUUGGAAAUUUGCUUUAUUUUGUUGGCAUUAACUUUUAUGUCGUUAUUAUAGCUCGAUUGAUUACUGGAAUUGGAAUGGGUUUAGUGCCACCAACAUUAGCAGAAAUAUCAAGAAGAUCAACGCCAGACAAACGAACACAACUUCUUGCAAAAAUACUUGCUUGUCGUCAAAUAGGCCUUUUUGUUGGUCCAUGUUUUACAAUUAUUUGUAGAAAAAUGAAUUUUAAAUUACUUGGUCUUCAUGUAACAUUAUAUAAUUCUCCAGGUUUACUCAUGGCAAUAUUAUGGACAAUAACAUUGAUUUUAACAAUUUUUUUCUUUUUUGAUGCACCAAAAUCAAUAACAGAAUAUAAAUCACCAUCAGAAAGAUGGACUUGUAUGUCAUUGGCUCAUACAUGUACACGUAUUUCUACCACAUGUAGAAAACCUACAGUUAUAGUUCUUCUAAUAACUGCUUUUAUUGCAUAUUUUAAUCAAACAGCACUUGAAACAACUUUAACACCAUUUACAAAUAUUCAAUUCGGUUGGAAAGAAGUACAAAUAUCAAUUGUAUUUGCUAUAGCUGGUAUUGAAAUAACUCUUGUUUAUAUUAUUUUACAUUUUGUAACAAAAAAAAUUCGUGAUGAAGCAAUUCUAUUAUUUGGUUAUAUUAUUCUUAGUAUAGCUUGUUGUAUUGGUGUUAUUGUUUUACCAUUUUCGGAAGUUGGUUCAAGAAAAUAUUUACCAGUAUUUUUAUUAUUUAUUGGUUUAGAUAUAUUUGGAUUACCACUUAUUGCUGUAACAACAACAAGUUUAUUUACUCAACAAACGCAUAAUGAUCAACAAGGUAUUGGUCAAGGUAUACAACGUUUUGUUAUUAAUGUAGCAACUGUUAUUGGUCCAUUAUUUGCUGGAAGUUUAUUAACUGCAACAUGGUUAAUGAUAUCUUUUAUGUUUAUUAUUGUUUUAUUUGCAACACUUUUAGUUAUACUUGUUUAUCCAUCAUUUUCAUUAUCAAACAAUGAUGAAUUAUCAACAUUAUUACCACAAGAGAAUAAUAAACAAUGUAAAGAAAAAAGUUCAAUUUAA